This is a messenger RNA of Emiliania huxleyi CCMP1516, 888 nucleotides long. RefSeq lists its product as hypothetical. Bases 1 to 888 code for a protein of 295 amino acids. The transcript has a single exon. Lineage: Eukaryota; Haptophyta; Isochrysidales; Noelaerhabdaceae. The record is from RefSeq and is a predicted model, not a curated record.
AUGCAGCCACCGAGCCGACGGUCUCUGCUCUCCACGGCCGCCUGGGCGCCUCUGCUGCCGCUGCUGGCGCCGCUGCCCGCGCCGUCCGCCUCGCCGCCGACAGCCAUCGCCUCGCCGCCGUCGUCCAUCAAGGCGCGACUGGAUUCGCAGAACCCGUCCUUCUUGACGAAGCCGCGCACUUCGGGCCUGCAGGCGCCAGCGGAAGCCAAAUACCCCGACUGGCUCGUGGGCGAGUGGAGUGUCGAGCAGACUUUCGCCGGCUACGAGAUGCCGCUCAAGGACGUGAUCCCGCGCGACGCCCUGAUGGCCGAGGGCGACGUGCCCGGCUUCAAGAAGCUGUCCAUCGCAUCCCUCCCGAAUGUCGGGAAGGAGGGCGUGCGGUUCACGAUGCGGUGGGCGCGCGACGCCGAGGGCUACGUGCGCGAGGACCGGGCCGCCAACCUGAACAGCGCCAUCCGAGGGGGGCUAGGGUAUGACGCGAUCGAGUACAUCGAGUACAAGGCGGACCGCGGCAACCCCGGCUUGCUCGGCUCCAACGCAGGCAACCCCAACAGGGUCAAGCUCGUCUUUGCGCCCGGGCUGACGAAGAAUGCCGACCGCAUCGAGCUCUUUGUGAACGCGCGCGAGACGGAGGCGCCUCGUGAGGACCUGUUUUACACGACCGAGGCGCUGAAGCAGGUCACGUUCUCGCCCCAGAGGUCGAUCAACGGCGAGUACUGCCACUUCAUCUCCUAUCGGCGCGUCUCCCCGACGCAGGUCGACGUGGUCAUGAUCACCGCUGCGUACUCGGAGCCGCUGCAGCUGGAGCGCUUUUUCCAGAGGGUGGGCGGGAACCAGCCCCUCAUUCUCUUCUCGCACGCACAGCGGAUGCGUAAAAAGGAGGGGUGA